AUCCGUAGCAUUAUCAAGUGAGUUAUAGAGUACAACAGCGUCCUGUCAUAGAUUACAAAUCUAAUUGGGUCUUUGGUCUAUGACAGGACCCGCCAUUGCGAUGCUCAUUGCUAUCACUACCAUGUACGAUGUGUGAAUUUUCAACUUACUUUAAUUAUUGGAAAUACAGGAAACCUCUGUUCAUCAACACAGUCUUUUAUUUUCUGCCAGCGAUAACAACUGGCGACGAGGAUGGCAGAAAGUAAAUCAAAAGGUAACCAAAAUGUUAACCCACAAGAUCGUCCGCACGUACCACCUAAUUUCAUAGAAUUUUAUGAAGGGAAACAAACCAGAUUCAGCAGGUGGUUGGACAGGUUAGAGGGAGCAUAUACAAUAUUUGGAAUUCAGGAUGAAGACAUCAAAGUGGCCUAUUUUCUGCACUAUAUUGGUACUGAGGUACAUGACACGUUGUGCGACUUGUUGUCGCCGGCGGAGCCAAGGACACAAACGUAUAGUAAUCUUAAGAAGAUACUGCUAGAUCACUUUGACCCUCAACCCCUGGAAAUUGCAGAAUAUUAUACAUUCCAUCACAGACAGCAACAGGAAGGCGAAUCGGCUCGUGAAUACCUGGCAGCUUUACGUAAAAUGGCGGCCACAUGUGGAUUCGGACCAUUCCUCACAACAGCAUUACGAAAUCAGUUUACCUGCGGAAUUGCAGACAAACGUGUGCAGGGAAAAUUGCUUGAAGUGAAGGAAUUAACCCUUGAGACAGCACUUCAAAUUGCAGUGGGGGCUGAAACACGUAAAAUCUCUGAAACCUCUAACACAAUAAACAAAGUCACAAGGAUUACUACAAGUAAGUCAUUAGUCUGCUAUCGGUGUGGAGGGCCACACUUUGCAAAUAAAUGCCGACAUUUAGAUGCGGAAUGCAGUUAUUGCAAGAAGAAAGGACAUUUGAAGAGAUCGUGUUUAAAACUGAGAAGAGAGACAAAAGAGUGCAAUGCAGUACAGGAACAAGAAGAAUACCAGGAGUUGCUACCGUAGAGGUGGAGAUACAAAAUGAAAAGCAGAGAAACCUGAAGCUGUUCGUGGUAUCUGAUGUGGACAACAACACCCCUUUGUUUGGUCGUCAGUGGCUACGUCAUUUUUUCCAAGGUAGAAUAACUGAUAUCUUAAAGGUAAACUCAGUAAAUUUUAGUAAUGACUCUAACAACCAUGCACUAGGCAGCUUAUUAAAGAAAUAUAGCAUAUUAUUUGAUGACUCUUGUUUAGGUGAAAUAAAAGGAGAACCUGUGUCAAUUCAAUUAAAAGAAGGAGCAAAGCCAACAUUUUUAAGAGCAAGGCCUGUACCUUUUGCCUUGCGAGACAAAGUAGGGAGAGAGCUAGAUAGAUUAGAAAGACAAGGUAUUUUAUUAAAGGUUGAUUAUAGUGAGUUUGCCACACCUAUUGUUGCAGUACCAAAACCAAAUGGCGAGGUUCGCAUUUGUGGUGAUUUUAAGGUCAGUUUAAAUUCUCAAAUAAUAGUUGAUGAACACCCUCUGCCUACUACAGAGGAAUUGUUUUCGGGACUUGCUGGUGGGGAAAAAUUCUCCAAAAUUGACUUAAAAUGUGCGUACCUACAAUGGAAAGUCCGGGAACAGGAUCAAAAAUAUCUCACUCUUAACACACAUAAAGGACUUUAUAAAUGUACACGCUUAAUGUAUGGUUUAAACUGUGCACCUGCAAAAUGGCAAAGGAAAAUAGAAAACAUAUUAAAAGGUAUACCAGGGAUAGCUGUAUUCAUCGAUGACAUUCAAAUUACUGCGGAAAAUGACAAAGUUCAUUUAGAGAGAUUAGAAUUAGUGUUUUCUAGACUUGCAGAAUAUGGAUUAAAGAUUAAUUUAACUAAAUCAAGCUUUUUACAAAAAGAAAUAGAAUAUUGCGGUUACAAAAUAAGUAAACUAGGGAUACAUAAGUUACCCUCUAAGAUAGAUGCGAUACAAAAAGCCCCACCACCCAAAAACAUUACAGAACUAAAAUCGUUUUUAGGGUUAGUAAAUUAUUAUGGGCGAUUUUUAGGGAACCUAGCCACAACACUUGAACCACUACAUAAACUACUCAGACUUGAAACAAAAUGGGAGUGGACGAUUGACUGUGACAUAGCUUUUAAAAAAAUAAAAAAGGAAAUGCAAUCUGACACUUUUCUUGUACACUAUUCUACAAAAUUACCAAUUAUUUUGGCAACUGAUGCUUCGCCAAUAGGAGUAGGUGCAGUUAUAUCACAUGUCAUGCCAGAUGGCACUGAAAGACCAAUACAAAUGGCAUCACAAACAUUAAGUAAAACACAAAGAAAAUGGUCUCAAAUUGAUAAGGAAGCAUAUGCUAUAAUAUUUGGAGUCAAGAAAUUUUUUCAAUAUUUAUAUGGCAGAAAAUUCACUUUGCUGUCAGACAAUAAGCCUUUAGUUCAAAUUUUUGCUCCAAACAAACCAUUACCACACAUGUCGGCUAUUCGAAUGCAACAUUAUGCCAUAUUUUUACAAACUUUUAACUAUGAGAUAAAAUAUAAAUCUUCUAAAGAAAAUAGUAAUGCUGAUGGGUUGUCACGUUUACCAAUUCAAAUGAAAGAAACAAACUUAUGUGAAGAAUCUGAUAUUAUUGAAAUAAAUCAGAUCACAACCCUACCAAUAACAGUACAAGAAUUAGCUGCUGAAACUUGUAAUGAUGUGCAAUUAAAAAUACUAUUGGAAAAUUUAUUAUUAGGUAAAAAACUAUCUCCUAAAGACAGAUUCAACAUUGACCAAAGUGAAUUUUCUGUUCAAAGCGGAUGUAUUAUGAGGGGCCAAAGAGUAGUAAUACCGGUGAAUUUAAGGAAGAGAGUUUUACAUGAUUUACACAGUGGCCAUUUCGGUAUUAACAAAAUGAUACUCCUCGCUCGAAGUUUUUGCUGGUGGCCAGAGAUAGAUAAUGAUAUUAAAUUAAUGGUAGAUAACUGUAUAGCUUGUUGCAAACAAAAAAAUAACCCAAAACAAGUAGAGAAACACCACUGGGAAUAUCCCUCAGAACCAUUUGAGCGAGUUCAUAUUGACUUUGCAGGUAAAUUUUUAGGUAAAUAUUUCCUUUUAUUAAUUGAUGCCUAUUCGAAAUGGCCAGAAAUUUACAUAAUUAACAAAAUCGAUACAGAUAGCACGAUAAAAACUUUAGAUGAAAUAUUUUCUAGAUUUGGCUAUCCUAAAGUUCUAGUUAGUGAUAAUGGAACUCAAUUCGUAAACCCAAAAUUUGCUGCGUUUUUAAAACAGCGAGGAAUAUUUCAUAAGAGAUCGGCCCCUUAUAACCCAGCCACAAACGGGCAAGCAGAGCGACAUGUUCAAAUAUUAAAAAACAAGUUAAGAUCGUUAAAAGCUAACGACAAUAAUAUUCACGAAAAACUAAAUCAUUUUUUACAUCAGUACAGAAUUACCCCUCAUACUACUACAAAAAAAUCUCCAGCUGAUUUACUUUUUUCCUACAAAGUCCGGUCACGGUUGUCAUUAUUGUUACCCAAACCUAACGUCAAUAAUGGACAAAAUAAUUACAAUGUGUUAAGAAAAUUACAGGUAGGGGACAGAGUUAUAGCUAGAAAUUACAGUGAUCGGGAAAAAUGGAAAUUUGGUACUAUUUUGAAUAAAUUAGGCUCAUUACACUAUACAGUUGAACUAGAUUCUGGGGAGAGAUGGCGUAGACACAUAAAUCAGAUAAGGGGAGUCGGCAGUCAGAUACCAAAACAGCAAUUUAGACUAAUAAAUGACUAUGACUAUAAUAUUUCUAAUGAUAAUUGCCCUAGCAGUAGUUUUAUAUAUAAGCCAACCGAUUGUAACUCAGAAGAGAGGGUUGAAGCAACCAAUGAUAAAGUUGAGAGUACUAAUAAUAAUUCUGCUAAUGUUGAAGCAAACAAUCAAAAUUUUGAUAAUACUAGCGAUGAUCACAGUGAUAAUUGUAUUGCUCAACCUUCUGUUCUGGGAGGAAGAGAUGAAUCUCAGAUACCGUUACUUAAUGAUGAGGGUAGAAAUAACACAGAGAGUGAAGCGGUCCCUUUACGAAGAAGUACUAGAAUAAAAAGAAAAGUUGUUAAAUUAAACCUAUAAUAGAGUAAGAAAGUACUAUACUUAGUUUUGUUAUGUUAGAUAAUGCAUAAUGUUAGAUUAGAUACAGUUAUUAGUUCUUGAAAUAAAAGCUUAACAUUUUUGUAACAGAAAUAAAUGUUGUUGGGGGAAGACUGUUAUAUCCGUAGCAUUAUCAAGUGAGUUAUAGAGUACAACAGCGUCCUGUCAUAGAUUACAAAUCUAAUUGGGUCUUUGGUCUAUGACAGGACCCGCCAUUGCGAUGCUCAUUGCUAUCACUACCAUGUACGAUGUGUGAAUUUUCAACUUACUUUAAUUAUUGGAAAUACAGGAAACCUCUGUUCAUCAACACAGUCUUUUAUUUU
Molecule: messenger RNA, 4420 nt
Organism: Ostrinia nubilalis (European corn borer)
Lineage: Eukaryota; Metazoa; Arthropoda; Insecta; Lepidoptera; Crambidae
Exons: 2
Coding region: 885-4079 (1064 amino acids)
Biological process (GO): DNA integration
Molecular function (GO): nucleic acid binding
Source: RefSeq, a predicted model, not a curated record